GGUGGUGAUGCCCGCGGUGGUGUUGGCGUUGAGCCUGUGGCUGUCGGGGCAGGGGACCGGCGCCGCCCCCGCCCCCGCCGACCUGACCCUCGGAGUGGAGUGGCUGACCAGAUUUGGCUACCUGCCCCCGCCUGACCCUGUGACCGGGCAGCUGCAGACCCAGGAGGAGCUGACCAAAGCCAUCACAGCCAUGCAGCAGUUUGGAGGCCUGGAGGCUACGGGGGUGUUAGACGAGGCGACGCUGGAGCUGAUGAAGACGCCGCGCUGCUCCCUGCCGGACCUGGCCGACGCCGCGCCCCGCGCCAAGCGACAGGCGACGCCCGCCACCAGGUGGCGCAAGAGGAACCUGUCGUGGAGGGUCCGCACUUUCCCCCGGGAGUCACAGCUGGGCCACGACACAGUCCGGGCCCUGAUGUACUACGCCCUGAAGGUUUGGAGCGACAUCACGCCCCUCAACUUCCAUGAGGUGGCCGGCAGCCACGCCGACAUCCAGAUCGACUUCUCCAAGGCCGACCACUCAGAUGGCUACCCCUUCGACGGGCCAGGCGGUACCGUGGCGCACGCCUUCUUCCCCGGGGACCACCACACGUCCGGGGACACGCACUUCGACGACGACGAGUCCUGGACCUUCCGCUCCUCGGACGCCCAUGGGAUGGACCUGUUUGCCGUGGCCGUUCACGAGUUUGGCCACGCCAUUGGCCUCACGCACAUCGCGGCUCUGGACUCCAUCAUGAGGCCGUAUUAUCAGGGACCUGUGGGCGACCCUCUCAAGUACGACCUGCCUUACGAGGACAAAGUCCGCAUCUGGCAGCUCUAUGGAGUCAGGGAAUCUGUGUCUCCCACAGCCAAGCCCGAGGCCUCUCAGGCAGAGGACCACCCCCUUCUGCCCGAGCUGCCAGGGAACCGGUCCACCAUCCCGCUGAGGAGGGACGGGCCCAACAGGUGCAGCACCCACUUCGACGCCGUGGCCCAGAUCCGGGGGGAGGCCUUCUUCUUCAAAGGAAAGUACUUCUGGAGGCUGACCCGCAACAAGCACCUGGUGUCCCUGCAGCCGGCCCAGAUCCUCCGCUUCUGGCGGGGCCUGCCCCCCAACAUGGACAGCGUGGACGCCGUGUACGAGCGGACCAGCGACCACAAGAUUGUCUUCUUCAAAGGAGACAGAUACUGGGUAUUUAAAGACAAUAACGUGGAGGAAGGAUACCCUCGGCCCAUCACGGACUUUGGCUUGCCGCCGGGAGGUGUCGAUGCUGCCUUCUCCUGGGCCCACAAUGACAAGACUUAUUUCUUUAAGGACAAUCUCUAUUGGCGCUAUGAUGACCACGAACGGAGAAUGGACCCCGGGUACCCCUCGGAGGCCACUCUGUGGAAGGGGAUCCCGAGCACACUGGACGAUGCCAUGCGCUGGUCUGACGGUGCCACCUACUUUUUCCGGGGCAAGGAGUAUUGGAAGGUGCCGGACAGCACAUUGGAGGCAGAGCCGGGCUUCCCCCGGUCCAUCGCCCGAGACUGGCUGGUUUGCGGCGACAUGCAGUCGGACGCCCCCGAGGCCGAGGAGGGCCGGGCCGGGGCCCGGGCCAAGCAGGGCAAGCACGACGAGAGCCGCUCAGAGAAUGGCUACGAAGUCUGCUCAUGCUCCUCGGCCUCCUCUUCCUCACCCUCCCCCUUCUCCUGGCAGGUCCCCAUGCUAAGGGACAGCCUGUCUCUGGGACUGGUGCUCACGGGCCUCUGGACGACAGCUCUCUUGACCGGGGUGCUAUGACACCGACAGUGCAGGAUGAGGGGAAGACUUGAAUGGCAUCUCCAGGGCCUCAGGGGCCACCGUUUUCCUCACGUCAUUGCUACAUGGCUACUAGGGAGACUAGUCCUCCCAGGACCGGGACUGGGAAGGCUGUCAGAUUCUCUGUGAGAAAUAUGCUGCAGUUUGGAUUGUCUUUUUCUUUUUUAAGCCAGUUCUUGCAAAUAAGUUCAAGCAAGUGGCCAGCCCACCAAAAAAAGCUCCUUCCAGACUGCCCUCUCCGUGGGAGACAUAAGGGCAGGAACCUGGAUCAGAAUAACAUUCCUGAAUACCGGCCCUGGACCGCUAGUGCCAGGUCAAUGGGCGAGGACUAAUUUGCAAGGCUGAUUACCGGUGAUGAGUGACCUUGCUCUGCCCACCCUGCUAAAGAGUCAGCCUCUUCAGGCUAGACACAUUACUGAGCCCUGGGGGCAGGGGAAGGAGGAACGACAGGGCACAGAGCAUUGGUGUGGUGCUGGAGCCUCCCGGAGGGAAGGGUGGGAUGCUGACCCGCUCUGCAGGUGUCACGGAGGUCCUGCCCUGGACAUUCUGGGGCUUUCCUGAGGUCUGCUAGAGGCUGUUGACCCCCAGGGUGCAUUGGGAUCGCUGGCCUCUCCUGGUCCAGUGUGGCCCCACUGGAAAGGUGGCCAUCAUCAGCCACCCAGACUCUCAUCUCCUCCAGAUCAUUCAGUGCUCCAAACUCUCUCUCUCUCUCUCUCUCUCUUUCACAAUCUCUCACAUACUCUCACUCUCUUUCACAUACACAGAGGCGGAGGUGAGAUGACACCUGAGCACAUGUGCCAAUUCUGGGGAAACGAAUGGUACCAUGAGGGUCCAACCUCCCCCUCCCUCUCAGCUUUCCGAGUUGGGCUCUCCAUUUCACCCCAGGUGUCCAAGAAGGCCUGGGCACCUCCGGGCAGAGUUGAAAAGCGUGGCUGACAAGGCCCAAGAUGGGUCUUCCGGACCCUUUAGUUCCUCUAAGUCUACCUGCACACACCCCCAGCCACACCUCGCUUGUCCCCCACUCCCAGCAGAGCUCUGUCCCCUCACUCAGGAUGGGAAGUUGCCCCCGCCCCCCUGCUUCAGAGCCAGAUGCCCCCCAGGGAAGUGUGGGAGUGGGAAGGUAUCAGAAGCUGCUCCUUUCAUAAAAGCAUCUGGAGCCACAGCUCCAAAUCAAUCAGUUAACCAGUGGCAUUUGUUGAGUGCUUUACUGUGUGCAGAGCACUGUACCAAGUGUUUGGGAGGUACAAUAAAAUAGAGUUGGUAGACGUGAGCUCUGACCACAAGGCGUUUGCACACUAGAAAGGGGAAGGCGAGCAUUAAAAUAAAUUACAGAUGGAUACGCACAUAAGCGCUUGUAAUGAUGGAGUGAAAGUCAGAUAAAAGAAGAAACAAGAAAACGAAAUAGAAACAUCAUGGCCUAGUGGGAAGCACACAGGACUGGUGGUCAGAAGACCUGGCUUCUAAUCCUGGCUAUGCCACUUGCCUGCUGUGUGACCCAAGUCACUUAAUUUCCCUGGGCCUCAGUUUUCUCAUCUUUAAAAUGGUUAUGAAAUCCCUGUUCUCCCCCUUAGACUGUGAGUCUCAUGCGUGGCAGGGAUUGUGUUGGAUCAGGUUUUAUCUACCCCCUCACUUAAUACAGUGCUUGGCUUAAAGUACUUAACCAUUGGUAUUACUAUCAGAUCUGGCUCCCCCUCUCCCCCUCCCUCCGGCACCCCUACCAUGGUGAUGGGCACUGGAAAUGAUCUAUUCACUUGAAAGAUGCCGGCAUGACAACACUGCUGUCCCCAAUUGAGUGGCUUUGAAGACCUGCUUGGGAUCCCAGAAGUCCUGCCCUGCCAGGGCAAAGGGGCAGAAGGCAGAGAGGGAGGAGGAGGAGAAGGCCUAUGGCCAGAGGCCUGGACAGAACGCAGACCCAGCCAGGGUCAGGCUAUUCAGAGGGACAUCUCUGCUGAAUGAAUUGGCCUAUACCACCAUCUGUCCAUCCAUCUCAGGGUAACACAUAGAUGAUGUACCAUAAGCUGGUCCAAUAGAGACCAGAGUGGUGAUUCAACACCCGUGCUAAGUAAUAUAUUGCAGGGCAGAGCAAUGAGAAUAGAGGGAAUGAAAAAGAAAAGUUGACUCCCCCCCACACCCCCGGGCCCCCAGUUCCUUCUUUUUAAAUCCGUGGGACAU
Tachyglossus aculeatus (Australian echidna) is the source of this 3949-nucleotide messenger RNA. RefSeq names its product matrix metallopeptidase 17 (gene MMP17). Gene Ontology annotation, cellular component: extracellular matrix. Gene Ontology annotation, biological process: extracellular matrix organization; proteolysis; collagen catabolic process. Bases 8 to 1759 code for a protein of 583 amino acids. The record is from RefSeq and is a predicted model, not a curated record. Lineage: Eukaryota; Metazoa; Chordata; Mammalia; Monotremata; Tachyglossidae. The transcript is spliced from 10 exons. Gene Ontology annotation, molecular function: zinc ion binding; metalloendopeptidase activity.